Symbiodinium pilosum is the source of this 1446-nucleotide messenger RNA. NCBI's taxonomy places the organism in Eukaryota, Dinophyceae, Suessiales, Symbiodiniaceae. The record is from the annotation of a GenBank genome assembly.
AUGGAGUUCGUGCAUGAAGACCUGAUGCCUAGGUUACGAGAUUCGCUUCCUUCCUUGUUCAGGCAUGUGCAGUGCUGCCGCUUUACGCUGGGUGAAAAAAGCCCAGAAUUGGGGCCAGUGCAAGUCUUGGAGCAUUCAAAGGAUGGAGUGGACGUUGUCAUUUCAGUGCAAUACUUAAGUGAUGUUGACAUCAGCUUCGAUGCUGGCAGUGGCAUAUCCUUUGGGGUGAGGCGCCUUACUUUCAGCGGCAAGAUGUGCGUGGCACUACGACCCCUACUGCAGCGCUUUCCCAUUGCUGGUGCUGUGCACAUCUUUUUUGCAGCUGCACCAACAGUGGAUAUCGAAUUCACUGGUCUGGCGUCUUUGGGCCACUUUCCUGGGAUUGAGACAACCAUUCGCAGAGCCAUCACCGACUGGCUCACCAGUUACAUGGUUUUGCCACGAAGCAAGGCUGUCAUCCUUGCAGACGAUGUCGAUCCAAUGGAGGCUUUGGCACAGAAACCUCUUGGAGUGGUCAGGGUGAAGGUUCUUCAAGCUUGCAAUCUUGCAGGUGUAAAUUGUCAUGCUUUCAAAGAAGAUUGCUUCACUUCUCACCCAUACUGCAUCAUGUCGCUCGGUGAUUGUUCGGUGAGAACAUCUACCGUUUAUGAUACUACAAAUCCUGUUUGGCCAUCUACAGAAACUGGCGCUUUUUUUGUCGUGCACCACCGGGAGCAGGAGAUGUCAGUUCAGGUACAUGGAGAGGCAAGUGCAAGCUUAUUCCAGCACAACUUCACGGGCUUCCUGGGAUGUGUUUCGUGUCGAAUAGGACACUGUCUAAGAAGAUGGCCUGAAGAGUGCCCUUCGGGCAAGAGUGGAGUUCGCCGCAGCACCCAGAAGCUGGACACAUCGCAGGUUCGUCGCGAACUUCUGCAUGUGGAUGACCCAGUGAAUCGAGGCGUACCAUCGGUGGUAGACAUGGAGGUGCAGUGGUAUGCGUUCUCCAGUGCAGAUACUUGGCCGGCUGACGCAGCGCCUGCAGCGCUCAUGCUCGAGAUCUUCCAAGGUUCCGGUUUUCCAGCAGACGGCCACGGCGGGCGUGGACUUCGUUGGAGGAGUUGGAUCGAUGGGAAGGAUGCGCUAGUGAGCCAAAAGGGCAAGCUAGAAGCAGAUGAGUUGCAGUUUCCAGAUCUCCCGAUCAAUCCUCGACUUUUUCCAGUCAUAGACAACCUCACUGCCCGUCAGUAUUGCUUGAAGGAUGUGGCGCAGAUUGUUGGUGUUGCAGAAGAUUUAGUGGUGACCUACCUGCGGACAAGAGAUGAGUUUCGGGACAAGCGGGACCGGCUUCGAGAGGUGCAGUCCAAAGAUGAUUACCGGAUCGAGCUGCAAUGGUUCCAAGUUCUUGUGCACAUGGUUGACCAAUCUGAUGUGUCCAAGAACCUGAACAUAGCGCUGCUGGAUUCGCAG